AUGACCUAUGCUGUGGAAAGAACCAAGCCUACAUCCACUUCAGAUAUUGAGUUGAAGUUGGUGGGGGAUGAACCUGAUUGGUUUCGAGUGCUGUUCUUGGUUGGAGCUAAAGAACUUUCUCCUAACUAUGGAUUCAUAUUCAGUGCAUGGUUUAAUGGGAAUCUCAUUAGUAACAAAAGCAACAGCUACAUAGGUCUAAACACCGAGGUAAAAGACCAAACUUUAAUGGAAGAGGUAGCAGUUGAUGAAAAGUUUUCGUUCCGCCGAGGUCAUCCGUUCUACCUCGAAUUCUACAUCACCGAAGCCAAGUUUAUGGUGGCUGUGGAUGGUCACCACUACGCCUCCUACAAACACAGAGUACCUUUGAAGUCUAUCAACAAAGUCAAGAUCGUCGGAGAUAUAACUCUUACCAACGUCCACUUCUAG
Macrosteles quadrilineatus (aster leafhopper) is the source of this 426-nucleotide messenger RNA. Its product is annotated as galectin-8-like. The transcript has 2 exons. Gene Ontology annotation, molecular function: carbohydrate binding. Bases 1 to 426 code for a protein of 141 amino acids. The record is from RefSeq and is a predicted model, not a curated record. NCBI's taxonomy places the organism in Eukaryota, Metazoa, Arthropoda, Insecta, Hemiptera, Cicadellidae.